Mesorhabditis belari is the source of this 891-nucleotide messenger RNA. The record is from the annotation of a GenBank genome assembly. Lineage: Eukaryota; Metazoa; Nematoda; Chromadorea; Rhabditida; Rhabditidae.
AUGCUCCAAUUGUCUAGUCUGAUUGCCGGACCGAGCAAAAGAUUUUUAUCAGACUCUGUGAGGAAAACCUUUGUUUGUGCAAACGGUGUCGUUGCUUCUUGGCAUCCACAAACGAAAGUCCCAUACGAACACACAAAACCGAUUAAUCUUUCCAGAGUUGAAGAGUCAACAACUCCUCUCAAGUCGGCGGUUUCAAAACGACACCCGAGGGUUCCUGACAACUCGGAGCUGAAAGAAAUCUUUUAUACACCAAAGAACGAGUGGUAUACAAGAACUCGAGAGGCGCGUCUGUUCAGUAGAGUUGCCGAUUCCAAAACAGAGCCUACGUCGAAAAAUUAUUUACUUUGUCUUGAACACACGCCCGUGUAUACCGUUGGCAUUCGAUCAAACGUUUAUAACUCAAAAGAGGAAGAACGUCUUAAGCAGCUUGGAGCCGAUUUUCACAGAACAUCGCGUGGUGGUUUAAUUACGUUUCACGGACCUGGCCAAUUAGUGAUUUAUCCCAUAUUGGAUCUUCGACGAUUCUCACCUCGCCGUUUUGGUGUUAGACAAUAUGUCGAUACCUUGGAACAAGCUGUGAUUGAUUGUACUGUAGGCGACUUUCAUAUUUCAAAUGUUGGGCGAAGUGAUAAAAACACCGGAGUUUGGGUCGGUGCCAACAAAAAAAUAUGUGCGAUGGGUAUUGCUGUCAAAAAUGGAAUCACUUCUCAUGGUUUAGCGCUCAAUUGUAACAACGAUCUCAAGUGGUUUUCGCAUAUUGUUGCUUGUGGUAUUCAAGACGUCGAGGUAACGUCUAUUUCAAAAGAAACGAAACGAGAUGUUGAUGUAAAUACGGUUAUCCCUUUAUUGGCUCAUCGUCUUGCUCAUGUUUUCGAGUGCCAGGUCUUCGAG